Messenger RNA from Lactuca saligna, 453 nucleotides. Lineage: Eukaryota; Viridiplantae; Streptophyta; Magnoliopsida; Asterales; Asteraceae. The record is from the annotation of a GenBank genome assembly.
AUGCAUGAAGUUUUGAAGUUGUUGAUUCAACUUCUACCCGUUGUAUCCAGAAAUCAAGAAGUUCCAUUAGCUGUAGAAAAAGAAGCUUUCUUGGUGACACAUCCUGAUCUUGUAGAGAAAUUUGGGAAUGAUUUAUUACAUGUCUUGAUCCAGGUUGUUGAUUCUGGGGUGGAUUUAUAUAUCUGUUAUGGGUGUCUAUCUGUUGUUGACAAGUUACUUUAUUACAUUUUAAUGGUUUCAUGUUGGUAUAUAAAGCCACUGCCAGCUGAAUCAGAGAUGAAAUUUGAAUUUGAGAACAUGAUAAUAGGACAGGCUAUACCCUCCAAUUUUAUCCUUCACAUUGAGAAAUGUUUCAUGGAAGCUGCCAAUUCGGGUUUUUUGAUUGGAUUCCCAGUUGAAAAUAUUUGUGUGGUUAUGACAGAUGGUGCUUCUCAUGUUGUGGUUAUGACAUAG